Messenger RNA from Austrofundulus limnaeus, 2699 nucleotides. It is a transcript of the gene ano10b, whose product is annotated as anoctamin 10b. The record is from RefSeq and is a predicted model, not a curated record. Gene Ontology annotation, biological process: chloride transmembrane transport. Gene Ontology annotation, molecular function: chloride channel activity. The coding region runs from base 242 to 2335 and encodes 697 amino acids. NCBI's taxonomy places the organism in Eukaryota, Metazoa, Chordata, Actinopteri, Cyprinodontiformes, Rivulidae. Gene Ontology annotation, cellular component: plasma membrane. The transcript is spliced from 15 exons.
CACACACACACACACACACACACACACACACACACACACACACACACACACUGGGCGGGGCCACUCAGAGGCUGAGUAAUCAUCUGCACAGUUUGUUGGUGCUGGGUUUUGCUUUAGCUCCUGGUCUGAUGGUUCUGCUUCUUCCUGCGUGUGCUCACUCAGACGGGAGUUCGAGGAGGGUCCGACGAAGGUCCGGAGACCAGAACCUCAUCAUCAGCUCCCCGCCGCCAGACUCACGACGAUGAAGGCAGGUGAUGAUGAAGGUGAACAGUCCUCCCAGCAGCCGGGCGGAGAAGCAGCAGGAGGGAAGGUUCAGAGCAAGCUGAGCGCAGCCGCCUCCGCCGCCUCCUCUUCCGGAUCGGGCUGGACCAAAGUCAGCUGCCCCUGUUGUGUUUCAGAGUGGGUCGAGCCGCUGGUUCUGUUGAAGCUCGGGCCGAAGGUGGGCCCGGAGACCAAGCGAUGGGUCAUCAAACUGAUCGGAGCGCCUCAGAAAGAUGGAGGCGCCGGUCUGUUGGCCCACCCGGGCGAGGACGCCUGCGGGAACAUCAUCGUGGUGUCGGCGCCUCGGUGCACGUUGCUGCGAGCCGCCGAGGAGCUGGGUCUCUGUAAGACCUACGAGAACGGAGACAUGGAGGCUUUUUCCUACAGCGACAGAGACAAUUUUAAAGAUUCAGACAACAUGGAGGUGUUUCUGACCUCGGCGGAGCGACAGUACAUGGUGAAGUACGAGCUGGACGGCUUGAGGGCGCAGAGGGACCUGAGGGUACCGGGUCUGUCUGAAAGCUGCGUGCUGCUGAAACGGGACAACAUCUGGCGGAAGCUGGGAUCCUUCGGCGUGAUUGUCGACACGCUUCCUCUCCACAACCCCAAGAAGCUGAAGGAACUUGGCGAGGGCUGGUACGCCGGGAAUCAGCUGGUUCAGCCGCUGGACAGAAUCAACGAGUAUUUUGGAAGCUGUGUGGCGUUUUACUUCAGCUUCCUCGAUUUCUACACCUGGUCUCUGCUUCCUCCAGCCAUACUGGGCAUGUCCAUUGCGUACUUCUCAGGUGAUGUUCAGAGGGAGAUGGUGGAGUCGGUCUCAGGCUCCAAGGCUGCAGAGGACCAGGGUGAACCGGGCCUGGUGAUCAGCGGUCACAUGGUCCAGGCGGUGUUCAGCAUGAUCUGGUCCACCGUGGUCAUGGAGCUGUGGAAACGCCGGAGCUCCUCGCUCUCGUACCGCUGGGGGACCAUGAACCUGGCCGAGCGCUUCGCGGAGCCUCGGCCCGAGUUCCACGGCGAACUCGGGGUCAACCCGGUCACGCGUCGCGUGGAGCCGCUGUUCUCCGAGGGGCAGAGGCACCUGCGGAUGGCGCUGGUGUCGGUCCCGGUGGUGGGGCUGUUUUUAGGUCUGGUGGUUCUGGGGAUGACGUGCUUCUACUGGGGGGAGGCCCGGGUCCAGCAGCUGCACAAAGACUGGGACUCUCUGCUGUCUAAGGCCUUGCUCUACGUGCCCUCGGUGCUGCACAUCGUCUACACGAACAUGCUCGCCACCGUGUACAAGACGGUGGCUCAGUCUCUGACUGAAUAUGAGAACCACAGAGAGGAGUCGGCGUACGAGAACCACCUGACUGGUAAAGUCUUGGUGUUCACUUUCUUCAACUACUUCGCUGUGCUCUUCCACAUCGCCUUCUUUAAGCAGGACGUGCCACUGCUUCGUAAGCGCCUAGCCUCGUUGCUGAUCAUGUCUCAGCUGGUGAAUCAGGUGACAGAGAUAGUCAUCCCUUACCUGGUGGACCGGUUCAUUAGCGCCCCCAACAGGAUGGAGUCCGAAGACGACCCAGAAGAGGAUAAAUUCAGGAACCAGCGAUCCCUGCCUCCUUUUCCUGGCCUGUUCGGAGAAUACAUCGAGCUCCUGGUGCAGUUUGGGUAUUUGAGUCUUUUCUCCUGCGUCUUUCCCCUGACCGCCGUCCUGCUGCUCCUCAACAACCUAACAGAGAUCCGAUCGGACGCCUACAAGAUCUGCAAGCUGUUCCGCAAACCCUUCUACCCCCCCGCGUCCGACAUGGGCGUGUGGCAGAUUGCCUUCGAGGUCCUGAGUUUCGUCUCAGUCGUGUCGAACUGCUGGCUGCUGGUGCUGUCGCCACGUUUGCAGAAGAAGUGUCAGGACGGAGAGAUGAGCAGCACCAACCUCCUGCUGGGGGCCGUCAUCGUGGAGCAUUUCCUCAUUUUAGUCAAGGUGAUUCUGGCCGCUCUGAUCCCAGAUGAGCCCGGCUGGAUCCGAAAAAAGAGGGAGCACAUCGAGUACACAUCCAUGCAGGCCCUAAAACACCAGAAGCUGCAAACUGAAGAGUCCUAGCUUUGUUUCAACGUGGAGCUUCACAGCGCCCGGUUUCAAGUGUUUUUGUUGCCUUCACUAACCAACACGGUGCCUCUGCAAUUAAUAUAAAGCUCUAUCCUGCAAGUGCAGCUAAAGUGUUUUAUUUUUAUAUAUAUGAAGCAGCAAAGAGAAUGUGCUGGAUUUUAUUUUCAGCAUCAAAGUGUUGUGAUGAAGACGUUUACAGAAAAUAAAUAUUCAGGGUUUAGGGUCUGAUGAUGUGUUCAGAGCUACCGCCUUGUAACGAGCUUGUUUGUGUUCACGAGCCAUAAUUAGAAAACAGUAUCAAUAAUGGAGUUUCAGCCAAAAAAUAAUAAAUGAUUCAACCACAUUCCACUCCAACAAA